AAAGUAUUAGCAUGUCAACAUUUUUUGGUGAAACUUAAGCUUAAUUUGCAGUAGAUUAGUGACUAUAAAUUAUUCACAUAUACAAUAUGGCUGCAGAAUUUAACUCCAAAGUUUCUAAAGAAACUCUCGAUCAAGAUCGAUUUGUGGAAAACAUCGAUGUUGAUUCUUCAGAUAAAAACAUAGAUAUGAAAAAUUUAGAAUUAGAAACGCCGAAUCAAAGGCUAAAGGAAGAGGAUGCUGGUGCAUGUCUACUGGAUUAUUUGUAUAAUGAAUUACGUCGUGGGUAUGUGCUGGAAAAUGAAAAACAAAGAUACAUGGAAAGAAGGGAAAAAUUUUAUAUUUUCAUGAAAAUACCCAGAGAGAUAGAAAAAUUUAUUUUCUAUGGAUUUUUCCAAUGUGCUGAUGCUUUCUUGUUCAUCUUUACUUUUCUUCCACUUCGUUUUGCUCUCUCAGUUUGGUUUUUGGUUACCCGUUCUCUUCGACUGCUGGUCAGCUCCCUCCUUCAUAGGAAGUCAUCCUCUCCAAGACUGAGAGUUCUUCAGCCUGCUGAAAUAUGUGACUUUCUGAAAGGAAUAAUUUUAAUUUUAGUAAGCAUUAUGAUGAGUUAUAUGGAUACAUCCAUGUUGUAUCAUAUUGUAAAGAGUCAGUCGGUCAUCAAACUGUACAUAUUUUUCAAUAUGCUAGAGGUAGCUGAUAAGUUAUUCUCAUCAUUUGGGCAAGAUAUUCUUGAUGCUCUCUUCUGGACAGCAACAGAACCUAGGGAUCGGAAGCGAGAACACCUUGGAGUUAUUCCACAUUUCGGAAUGGCUGUUGGAUAUGUUUUUACUCAUACUGUUCUAGUAUUGUUGCAAGCCACAACAUUGAAUGUUGCAAUCAACUCCCAGAAUAAAGCAUUGUUAACCAUAAUGAUGUCCAAUAAUUUUGUAGAACUGAAAGGGAUGGUCUUUAAAAAAUUUGAAAAGAAAAACCUUUUCCUGAUGUCCUGUAGUGAUGUAAGAGAAAGGUUCCAUUACUUGAUCCUUCUAUUUAUUGUUAUAAUACAAACUAUGAAGGAAUACAACUGGAGACAAGAUCAUUUUCUGGUGUUAUUUCUUGACUGUGUGCUAGUAAUGUUGGCUGAAGUGGUGGUUGACUGGUUAAAACAUGCCUUUAUUACAAGAUUUAAUGAAAUAUCUCAUGAGGUCUAUAGAGAUUACACUGUGAGUCUAGCAUAUGAUAUGGCUGGAAGUAAGCUGAAAAAUGCUUAUUCAGACCAUUCUGACAUAAUUUCUAGAAGGAUGGGGUUUAUUCCUUUACCUCUUGGUGCUCUGGUAUUUCGGGUUGUGUAUGGUUCUGUACGAGCUGCAGGAUUCUUGGGAAAGUUUUGUGUUGCUUUAGGUUUCUGUUGCUUGCUUUGCCUGAAGAUUUUAAAUAACCUUGCAUUGCUUGGUAAAGCCUGUGAUAUGAUUGAUCAGCACCGACAGUCCCAGAAAGAAAAAAUUCCACCACCUCGACAGUAUAGCAGUUUACCUUCUAGUCGUCACCAUAGUAUCCAGGACCUUCCUAGUGCUCUUUCUCGUGCUAAGAGUAUGCCACAAUCUCCUGCGCCAAGUACGUCAUCAAGCAUGGCAGACAUAUCAGCUCAGGUGAAGCUGGUGCAGGAAUCAUUAGAUUCAGGACUUCUGUUUUCCAACAGUACUGUGAGCCUUAACAGCCUUGGGAUGAAUGAAGUUCUACUGGAAAAAGAUGGAGUUGAAAAACACAGUGCACAUGGUGAUGUGUACGGUAUUAGAUUUCGGGCUGGUAGCACCUCCUCUAGUAUACUAAAGAGUAACAAAGAAGCUCCAAAAAGACAUGUUUCACUACAAGAAACUGGAACUGUGUAUUUCCCUAAUAUUGACAAUGUAACACAAAACACUUUACGUGAAACGGAUGGAGGACUGAGCUUUCUUGUCAGUGAUGAUAAACCAAUUCAUGGUCAGUUGAAAAAAGCUGUUUAAUGAAUUAUGUAAGAACUCCUUGUUGUACCAUACAAGUAUUUUGUUUGUACCAUUGUGAAAUUUGGUUUAUUUCAGAACCAAAAUCAAGUUUGUGUGUAUAGUUUUUUUAUAGAUUAUAAAAGGUACGUAUGAUAACAAAAAAUGAAGUCUGUUUAUUUAAUGCAUUUUAAAACAUGUAGGAACUUCUCAGUUGUUUAGUGAUUAUAUGAGUAACAUUUUGGUUUAAAAAGUAGAUAAAAGUCUACUGCUUAUAAAAGUAUUGAUUUUGUCUAGUCAUUUUAAAAACUUACUGUUAUAAAAUUCCACUAGUAAUAGAACUUCAGUUAUUUCAUUCUCAGCUAACACAGUAUCUUCUUUUCUUUGUUGGAAAUGUAGCUUUAGAGAAACUUUACUUACAAAGGUUUAAAUCGUACCUUAGUCCCUUUCCUUAGUGAGAAAAAAGUGUUUGAACAAAUGAUGAAAGUUUAUAACUGAACAUUUUCAUGAUUAUACUAGUAUUAUGUUAUGAAAAGUGUUUCAUGUUAUAAAAGUUGUGCAUUGGAGACAUUUGCCAGAACCAAUUUCUCAGUGUAUUUUCUCAAAAGUACCAAAACUUUUAUAUGGCCUUGUAUGAUUUACAUGUAAAAAUGUAUGUAUGUAUUAAUAUAAAGAAUAGAACAUUGCUUUUAAGUUUUAA
Limulus polyphemus (Atlantic horseshoe crab) is the source of this 2655-nucleotide messenger RNA. Its product is annotated as transmembrane anterior posterior transformation protein 1 homolog. The record is from RefSeq and is a predicted model, not a curated record. Lineage: Eukaryota; Metazoa; Arthropoda; Merostomata; Xiphosura; Limulidae. Gene Ontology annotation, cellular component: ciliary basal body; endoplasmic reticulum membrane. Bases 87 to 1979 code for a protein of 630 amino acids. Gene Ontology annotation, biological process: maintenance of protein localization in endoplasmic reticulum; positive regulation of cilium assembly. The transcript is spliced from 12 exons.